Molecule: messenger RNA, 1143 nt
Organism: Cladophialophora carrionii CBS 160.54
Lineage: Eukaryota; Fungi; Ascomycota; Eurotiomycetes; Chaetothyriales; Herpotrichiellaceae
Exons: 1
Coding region: 1-1143 (380 amino acids)
Biological process (GO): macroautophagy
Cellular component (GO): fungal-type vacuole membrane
Source: RefSeq, a predicted model, not a curated record
AUGGCGGCCAAAGGACUGUUUCUUGCUGCUGUGGUUGCUACCGCCCUGGCUCAAGCACCCGCAGACCUUGCCACGGUGCUGAACUCCACCGAUGGAACCUCCACUAUCAGUGAGGUCGUGUCUGAGGUGCCAGGCUUUCUUGAAGCCAUCUCGGGAAAGACUAACAUCACCUUCCUCGCUCCUAACGACACGGCCAUAGCGCUACUGUUGAAUUCGUCCCGUGGAGACGCUCUUGAGGCUGGCGGCGAGAACUACCUGUUGAACCUGCUCCUGUACCACGUCCUCGACGGUGGAUACGACAACAUCACAGACUACCUCGUUGUUCCAACCCUCUUGACCUCGAGCAAUUACACCAACGUGACGGGCGGACAGAAUGUCGCUUUCUACUACGAUGACGAUGAGAACGUGGUGGGCUUCUACGGUGGCCUGGACUACAGCCCUGAAGGGCCAGCAACGCCGAUUCCCUUCUCACAGGGAUGGAUCUAUCCCAUCAACGGUGUUCUGCAAAUCCCACCCAGCGUUUCGGAAACAGUGAUCUCCGGAGACUUCAACGGUAGCUCCUUCGUGGCCGCGCUCAACGAGACCGGCCUGACCGAGCAGAUCGACCUUCUCCACGACGCAACGUAUUUCAUCCCCAUCAAUGACGGUUUCGCCGCCGUCGAGGACGCCCUCUCGGCCUUAAGCACCGACGAGCUAGCUGACCUGCUCAAAUACCACGUCGUGGCCAGCCAGGGUCGUGUCUGGCACUUCGACGACCUGCAGAACGGGACGCAAUUGACGACACUGCAAGGCCAGAACAUUACCGUCUCCAUCACCCCUGCUGGAGACUACUUCAUCAACAACGCGGGAGUCAACUACGUCGACCUGGCGGUCUCAGAGGGCGCUGUCAUAUUCAUAGACAACGUGUUGAACCCCAAUGCGUCGUGGAGUCCACCUGUGAAUGGCACUGAAGACGGUGUGCCCGCGUGGCCGACCUCGACUGUCUCCAACACUACCCAGGAUGGAAGCGGUUCGAGUACAGCAUCGGCGACAGGCACUGCAGCUAGUGCGACCUUCACUGGCAUGGCCGCUGCACCUUUGCGGUCUGGGGCGGCUGGUGCAGCCGCACUGUUCGGUGGCCUUGCGCUUGCCCUCAUUCUCUAA